UUUGUUCCGCGGUUGAGAACACCUCGAUGACGUCACACAGGAGGAAGAACAAAACAAGAUGGCGUCUGGCGCAGAAUACGUUGUUUUGGUUAUUAUCGUUUCUAGGUCUUAAUUACAACGUACAUGUGCACAUGUGUGUCGUUUAACAGAGUAAACGUCGUUAUUAAUUGUUUGUAUGUGGAUACAUUAGUCUGAGUAAACUUUGACGUGCUAGCCGAGCCUGCUGGUUAGCUUAGCUUGUUAGCUGCUAACAAACAGAGGCAGAAGUGAUCGACACAUCAAAGCAGAGAUCCAAUACGUCUGUGAAGAACAUCUUCACCCUGAACAACAGAAGUGGAGCUUCAGGAUGCAGACGGAGGAGCCACAGCCCUCCCACAUUAAGAAGGAAGAGGAAUACCCACCGAUUCCCCAUCUUAAAGAGGAAGAGGAGGACCCACUGAAACCCCAAUUUAAAGAGGAAGCGGUGGAUCCACUGAGCCCUCACAUUAAGGAGGAAGAGAUGGAUCAACCUACCCCCCAUUUUAAAGAGGAAGAGGAGGACCCACUGACAGCCGAUUUUGAAGAAGAGGAGGACCCACUGACACCCCUUUUUCAAGAGAAAUUGGUGGAUCCACUGACCCCUCACAAUAAGGAGGAAGAGGUGGAUCCGCUGACCCCUCACAAUAAGGAGGAAGAGGUGGAUCCGCUGACCCCUCACAUUAAGGACGAAGAGGAGGACCCACUGACCCCUCACAUUAAAGAGGAAGAGAAAGAACACAGCAUCAGUCAGCAGGGAGAGCAUCUAGAAGGACUGGAGGAGGUUGAUGUCACCAAGAUGCCAGUGACUGGUGUCCCUGUGAAGAGUGAAGAUGAUGAGGUCAAAGGUGAAAGUGAGGAGAGGGGAGGGGGGGAGCCUCCAAGCAGCAGCUCAACACAACACAUGACAACAGAAGCUGAUGGAGACCACUGUGGAGGAUCACAAGCAGACAAGCUCUUAGCUCCACUAUCAGAUAGUGAGGACACAACGUCACACUCUCCUGACACUGAUGGUGAAGACUCUAAAGAUGAUAAGACAUGUCACACUGACAACACAUGUUCUCUCUGUGACAAAACUUUUAAAUAUCCUAGUGAUUUGAAAAGACACAUGAGAACACACACUGGAGAAAAACCCUUUUCAUGCACAGAAUGUGGUAGAGAUUUUAGACUAAAAGAAAUGAUGAAAGAACACAUGAGCAUACACACUGGAGAAAAACCUUUUUCAUGUGCAAUCUGCGGUAAAGAUUUUACUCAAAGGCCACAUUUGAAAACCCACAUGAGAAUACACACUGGAGAAAAGCCUUUUUCCUGCUCAGAAUGUGGUAAAAGUUUUGGGAUAAAUCGAAGUUUAAAAAUACACAUGAGAACACACACUGGAGAAAAACCUUUUUCAUGUUCAAUCUGUGGUAAAAAUUUUACUGAAAGGCAAAGUUGGAAAACACACAUGACAAUACACACUGGAGAAAAAAGUUUUUCAUGUUUAAUCUGUGGUAAAAAUUUUACUCAUAGGCGAAAUUUGAAAUCACACAUGACAAUACACACAGGAGGAAAACCUUUUUCAUGUUCAAUCUGUGGUAAAAAUUUUACUCAAAGGCAAUAUUUGAAAACACACAUGAGAAUACACACUGGAGAAAAACCUUUUUCCUGCUCAGAAUGUGGUAAAAGUUUUGUAUUUAAUAAAAAUGUUAAAGUACACAUGAGAACACACACGGGAGAAAAGCCUUUUUCAUGUUCAAUUUGCGGUAAAGAUUUUACUCAAAAGCCCCAUUUCAAAGCACACAUGAGAAUACACACUGGAGAAAAACCUUUUUACUGCUCAGAAUGUGGUAAAAGCUUUGUAAUAAAUCGAAGUUUAAAAGUACACAUGAGAACACACACUGGAGAAAAACCGUUUACAUGUUCAGUAUGUGGAAAAAGUUAUAUAGAAAGACAACAAUUAAAAAUACACAUGAUAAAGCACUCUGGUGAAAAACCAUACUCCUGUUCAAGCUGCAACAAAAGCUUUUGUCACAAAAAAUAUUUUACAGUACACAUGAGAACACACACAGGUGAGAAAGUGUUGAGUUGCAGUGUGUGUGGUGAAAGAUUCUCUUCUAAGUACCAGUGUAAGAAACACAAGUGUGCUGGUGAGAACAGCAGCAGCAAAUAAAGAUGCAGGAUUUGAAAUAAACCGUCAAAACUUUUAAAUUUGACUUUCUAACAACAUCAGCACAUAAAACAUGUGUGACAUCAUUGUUGUGUGUGUAACACAAUCUUGUUAAUAUGAUAAGGGACGGCGUGGCGCAACGGGAGAGUGGCCGUGCGCAACCCGAGGGUCACUGGUUCAAAUCCCACCUAGAACCAAAACUCGUCACGUCCAUUGUGUCCUGAGCAAGACACUUCACCCUUGCUCCUGAUGGGUGCUGGUUGGCGCCUUCCAUGGCAGCUCCCUCCAUCAGUGUGGGAAUGUGUGUGUGAAUGGGUAAAUGUGGAAGUAGUGUCAAAGCGUUUUGAGUACCUUGAAGGUAGAAAAGCGCUAUACAAGUACAACCCUGAGAUUCUAACAUUUAUAGAUUAGACACUUCAGAUUAGUGCUUUUAUUUCAGUCAAGUACAUGAGUUAAUAUACACAUUUGUGUACUUUAAAAUGAACAGAACAAUUUGACUGAAAGGGUGAGAAUAAACAGUACAUAAAAUAUGUUACAUAAAAUAAACAUUUUAUGUGUAUAUAGUCAUAAUUCACUCUUGUACUUAUUCAUAAUAGUGUUUGAUAUGUUUUUUUAAAUGAUGACGUUUUACAUAGUUUGUUUUCUAAUUGUAGAUGAUUCCAUAGAUGCACUCCUUCAUAUGAUGUACGUAUUUGUUUUACAUGAGUUUAUACCUUUGCUUUUGAGUACACAUAAAUCCCUCUUAGUUCAUAUUUACUGGUUCACAUCUGAAACAUCUUCUGGACCACUUCUGGAAGUGUGAAGUGAAUUAUAUUUAUAUAGCGCCUUUCUCUAAUGACUCAAAGCACUUUACAUAGUGAACCCAAUAUCUAAGUUACAUUUAAACCAAUGUGGGUGGCACUGGGAGCAUGUGGGUAAAGUGUCUUGCCCAAGGACACAACUGCUCAAGCAUAUUAUUAUUUACUUUAUACAUCAUUUGAACAGUUGUCUUGUAUACAAUUUUAAAAUGUGUAACUUUUGAAUCAUUUGUUGGGUCUCUAUAAUCCAUUCUAUGAAUUAUUUUUAUUACUCUUCUCUCUUGUGUAAUAUGAAUAUUGUUGUGUGAUUGUUUUAUAUGUCUGUCCCCAGACCUUUAUGCAAUAAACUAUGUAUGCUUCAACUAAAGUUGGUUAAAAUAAAUGUAGUUAUUAUU
This is a messenger RNA of Nerophis ophidion (straightnose pipefish), 3353 nucleotides long. Its product is annotated as gastrula zinc finger protein XlCGF26.1-like. Gene Ontology annotation, biological process: regulation of transcription by RNA polymerase II. Gene Ontology annotation, molecular function: RNA polymerase II transcription regulatory region sequence-specific DNA binding; DNA-binding transcription factor activity, RNA polymerase II-specific. NCBI's taxonomy places the organism in Eukaryota, Metazoa, Chordata, Actinopteri, Syngnathiformes, Syngnathidae. Gene Ontology annotation, cellular component: nucleus. The transcript has 2 exons. The record is from RefSeq and is a predicted model, not a curated record. Bases 347 to 2164 code for a protein of 605 amino acids.